GGACUGCUGCUGGAGGAAACAAAAAGGGUAGGAGACGGUUGUGAUUGAGUUCACAAGACCACGUGGACUGAGAAUCUGUCCUUUCACCUAGAAAUGGAAAGUGCGACUCACUGUCUGUAGCACGGCUCACUUGUUUCUUGAUUUGAAUCUGUUGCACAGAUAAACGAUCCACCACCACUUCCGAGGCAGCUCGAGAUUCCAUCGUGCGACGUCAAUAGAAGCGCAAGCUCAACAUCGCGUUCUGCUUUCAGGCAUCCAGCUUUCUCCAAACUCCACAACACACAAAAAGAAUGCAUCAGAUCAAUUUCACGACCAUCUUACUCUGCAUGCUCGGUCUGAUCUCCUUGGCUCACUCAUGUCGCCCUUCAAUGUGGGUCGUCGGACUCAAAGAGAACCAGACAGUCGAUGAUCAUCUCACCCUCAUUGGCCGACCAAUUCUCAGCAUCGAAAACAGACCUGAAAUCCCCGGAUACACCGUCUCCGUCUCAGAGAAUGAUACAGAACUCAUCGAAGCAAUUCGCAGCGACCCUAGUGUCGGCUUCGUGGUCAAGGUAUCCCAGAACUACUUCCACAAGCACGAGAAGUUUGUUGCAGGUGCACGAAACGGUGACUAUGAUAACCACUUCACUAUGGCUGCAGAAUCAUGGGGCUAUGAAAAUGAUGAAGAUUUUCUCGCUGAGUUCCUCGCUGAAGAAAUUGAUGAGAUGGUCGAUCGCAUGUCGUGGCCGAGCUAUUAUUGGUACUAGCUGGAGAGGGAAGAUCCAGAGGCCUUCGACCUUCAAGGGAUCGGAAGGUAAGUACGCUGCACCAAGUCAGUGAAGACAAGACUAACAAAGCGCUGUAACAGAAGAGAACCCCUGGAAUGGGUGGUCCAGCUAGAAAAGGGCUACAACAUCGACGAACACAUCAACGUCAUAACUCAAUUCGACCCACAUUCGGUCACUGUCAGUUCGAGUUCGAGUUCGUACG
This is a messenger RNA of Aureobasidium pullulans EXF-150, 969 nucleotides long. RefSeq lists its product as uncharacterized. The record is from RefSeq and is a predicted model, not a curated record. The coding region runs from base 291 to 746 and encodes 151 amino acids. Lineage: Eukaryota; Fungi; Ascomycota; Dothideomycetes; Dothideales; Saccotheciaceae. The transcript has a single exon.